Molecule: messenger RNA, 1571 nt
Organism: Tigriopus californicus
Lineage: Eukaryota; Metazoa; Arthropoda; Copepoda; Harpacticoida; Harpacticidae
Exons: 1
Biological process (GO): DNA integration
Molecular function (GO): nucleic acid binding
Source: RefSeq, a predicted model, not a curated record
AUGGUGAAACCGUUUGACCAGACGUUGGAGACGUUCUUACUUACUGACGCCUCCAAACUACAUGGUCUUGGCUAUGCAUUGAUGCAGAGGGAUCAUACCCAAGGUGGCAACCAUCGGCUUAUCCAAUGCAGAUCGUGUUCACUCUCACAGGCUCAAAGGAUCUACGCCACUGUGGAGCUUGAGCUUAGUGCUAUCUGGUGGGCAAUUCAAAAAUGCCCAUUUUAUCUCCGGGAAUUCCGCAUUUCCAGGUCAUCAUCGACCACCGCCCCCUCCUCGGUAUUUUCAAUAAGCCAUUGGCAUCUUUAAACAACACCAGACUUCAACAGCUCAGAGAGAACCUUGAACAGUUUUCGUUUAGCAUUUCGUGGUCGGCUGGGAAAACCCACAUGAUAGCAGACGCAUUGAGCCGGUAUCCGACAUUGCCGGCCAAUCCUUGGCUGAAUGUGGCAUUGUGUGCAACGGUGUCACAAACUGAUCCCUCCUUUAAACUCAAAGUGGAAAACACGGACAAGCAGUACGAAAGCCUCCGGGGCUGUAUUUCCCGGAAUGAUCCGCUUCCGGACUCGUCGUCAUUUCGUGGAGUAGCUGAUGAGAUACAUCUGGAAGACAAUCUCUUGUUGUUGGGCAACCGUUUGUUGGUACCUGGCCCCGCACGUCGUCAGAUACUGGAGCUUUUACAUGCAUCCCACUCGGGCAUCACAAAGGCGACUGAACUUGCCAAACACCUUUAUUACUGGCCAGGCAUGCGGCAUGAAAUUGAAAUGUUCAUCCGCCGAUGCCCUUUGUGUGUCGCAGUGUUGCCUUCCCAAACACAUGAACCAGUAUACUCGGCAAUAAACACGACUUCGGCACAAAUGGACGCAGUAUCUGUAGAUCUGUUUGAAUUGGCUGGGAACAGCUACCUCGUCAUGUUUGAUUGGUAUAGCGGUUUCCCCUUUGUGGCUUGGAUGAAGGUGACGACCACAGAGGAGGUGUGGAAGGUCCUUAUGGGUUGGUUCAACCAGGUUGGGCUGCCCACCUUGAUCAAGAGUGACAACGGACCUCAGUUCCGUCAUCGGUUUGUUGAAUUGUGCAAUCAUUUUGGGAUCCAUGUACAAACAAGUUCGCCCUAUCAUCCACGUAGUAAUGGAUUGGCCGAGGCUGCAGUCAAGUCCAUGAAAUCAUUACUCAAAAAACUGGGCGGCCUGAACGAAGAUGUGUUUUGGGGAGCUUUGCUGGAAUGGCGGUGCACUCCACGGGCAGAUGGAUUUUCACCAGCAUUUGGAUUCUACGGCCGACAUUUGAAGACAAAACUACCAUCCGCGAAAUUGAGAUCGUCAACCCCAGAAGAACUUGAAGCCUUUGCUCAAGCAAGACGGGGUGCAAGUGCUGAUUCCAUUAGGGCUUCAGCCGGGCAUCCACUUAACCAACUCUCGAUUGGCUCGCGAGUCCAUGUUCAGAACCCUUUGGACAAAAGAUGGUCCUACAACGCAGGGGAAGUGAUUGACGUUUCAAACUCUUAUGUUAUGAAAACAACGGCUGGUAAUUUUCGCAGAAAGAGGAGGUAUUUACGUCCGGCUCCUCCUUCGGAC